This is a messenger RNA of Stegostoma tigrinum, 5338 nucleotides long. It is a transcript of the gene sympk, whose product is annotated as symplekin. The record is from RefSeq and is a predicted model, not a curated record. Bases 44 to 4381 code for a protein of 1445 amino acids. The transcript is spliced from 26 exons. Gene Ontology annotation, cellular component: mRNA cleavage and polyadenylation specificity factor complex. NCBI's taxonomy places the organism in Eukaryota, Metazoa, Chordata, Chondrichthyes, Orectolobiformes, Stegostomatidae.
GGGUCGAGCCGAGAGAGUCAGGCCUCGGUCUUCAGGCUUGGCGAUGGCCGCCAGCGCCCCGGCUGCGGAGAGCGGCUCCUCCCGUCGCUGUCUCGCGACCCAGUAUUUUAACGAGGAGGAGAAUAACGCGAUCGAGAGCUUGACUACGAGCGAGCGGGUCGUGGAUCUGUUGAAUCAAGCAGCACUGAUUGUCACUGACAACAAGAUCAGUGUUCUCAAACAGGUUCAGGAGCUGAUUUUGAACAAGGAUCCUACGCUUCUUGACAACUUUCUGGAUGAAAUCAUUGCAUUUCAGUCAGAUAAAUCCAUCGAUGUUCGCAAAUUUGUCAUUGGAUUCAUGGAGGAGGCAUGCAAGCGGGAUAAUGAGCUGCUGCCAAAGCUAAUUGCAAACCUCAACAUGUUGCUAAAGGAUGAGAAUGUUAAUGUGGUGAAGAAGGUUAUAUUGACUAUGACACAGUUAUACAAGGUGGCACUCCAGUGGAUGGUAAAGUCCAAGGUUAUCAGUGAGGUCAAGGAGGCAUGCUGGGAUAUGGUUAGUAAUAUGCAGGAUGAUAUUGUCUUGAUGCUGGACUCUGACAACGAUGGCAUCCGGACUCAUGCCAUCAAGUUCAUCGAAAGUUUGAUUAUCACGCUGUCGCCUCGCACUCUGGAUUCAGAUGUCCCCAAGCGGCAGGAGAACGAUAUCAGCUUGGACCGCAUAGUGAAGGAUCACUCUUACAUCAAUGCUGGCAGUCUUCAGCAAGAAGGUAAAAUGGCACUGGAUCAACUCCUGAAGUUCAUGGUGCAUCCCGCAAUUUCUAGCAUCAACCUGACUGUUGCGUUGGGCUCUUUGGCAACCAUCGCUAGACAGCGGCCCAUGUACAUGUCUGAGGUCAUCCAGGCAUACGAGACCCUUCACGCGAACCUGCCUCCAACCCUGGCCAAAUCGCAGGUCAGCAGCGUGCGGAAGAACUUGAAACUGCACUUGCUGAGCGUGUUGAAGCACCCGUCCUCGGUGGAGUUCCAUGCCCAGAUCACCACGCUGCUUCUGGACCUUGGCACGCAGCAGCAGGAGAUUGCUCGCAACAUGCCGAACCUGAAGGACAUGAGGAAACGACGUGGAGAGGACACUGAACAGGGCAUGAAGAAAAUCAAAAUUGAGCCAUUAGGUGAGGAUGAUGAAGACAAGGAUCUCGAGCAAGUAGCAGCCUCCACUUCUAAACCGUCUUCAUCCCAGAGUACACAGUCUGCCAUUGAUGUCACCGCUCAGUUCCUGAUGCCGCUGCUUUCACCAGAGAACGUAGCGAAUCUGGUUUUGAUCAGCAUGGUGUACCUUCCAGAUGUGAUGCCAGCCUCCUUCCAGGCCACCUAUACACCAGUGGAAUCAGCAGGAACAGACGCCCAGAUUAAACACUUAGCUCGGCUCAUGGCCACACAGAUGACAUCAGCAGGCCUCGGGCCAGGAGUUGACCAGAUGAAGCUCCAAUCAGACGAUGACCCGAAACAGGGGAAAGAUGUGAAAAAUGAGGGGCUGGUUAUCAAACGGCGUUACUCCACGUUGCGGCACGGUCAAGCUAUCUCUGUUGUCGGAGCGCCUUUUACACAGCCCACCAAAGAAGAGGAGAUGCAAGCGAAACGCCGAGUGGAACCCAUUUUGCAAUCAAGCCAGGCAAGGCCGGGGCAGAGUGGACGGAAGAAGGUUUUCCGCCUGGGAGACGUCGUCCAGCAGCUGCCAGCAGAUAAGAUUGACAAGCUGAAGCUCGGAGCUGUGCAACGCAUUCUCAAAGCAGAAAAAGCAGUUGCGCGAGGUGGAGCUGGGGCGAUUCGUGUGAAGAUUCUUGCCCGUCUCGUGACGCAGUUUGAUGGGAAGUUGAAAGGCAAGAUGAUGGAUUUUAUCCUGGAGGACAUCCGGAACCGUGUCGACCUUGCUUUUGCUUGGCUUUACCAAGAGUACAACCUGUACCUUGAAAAGUGGCCCAAUGGCAAUCUGGAGAAUUACGAUGAAUGUUUGACCAGCUUACUAUCAGGGCUGCAGGAGAAACCAGACCAAAAGGAUGGGCUUUUUACCAAGCUGGUCCUAGAAGCUCCUUGUAUAACUGAUAGUGCAUUAGAGGUGAUUCGCCGGUACUGUGAGGAUAAGACUCGCAUCUACCUUGGAAUGUCGACACUAAGGGAUCUGAUCUUCAAGAGGCCUUCAAAGCAGCUGCAGUACCUCCAUGUGCUGCUUGACUUGAGCUCUCAUGAGAAGGAUAAGGUCCGCUCCCAGGCGCUGAUGUUUAUCAAAAGAAUGUAUGACAAGGAGCAACUACGUGACUACAUCGAGAAGUUUGCCCUGAAUUACUUGCAGCUGCUGGUUCAUCCUAACCCCCCGUCCAUCCUCUUCGGGGCUGACAAGGACACCGAGGUGGCAGCCCCUUGGACGGAGGAGAUGGUGAAACAGUGUCUUUACCUGUACCUUGCUCUGCUUCCCCAGAACCACAAACUUAUUCAUGAAUUAGCUGCUGUCUACACGGAGGCCAUUGCUGAUAUUAAGCGCACAGUGUUGCGUGUCAUCGAGCAGCCGAUCCGAGGGAUGGGAAUGAACUCGCCUGAGCUGCUUCUGUUAGUGGAGAACUGUCCAAAAGGAGCAGAAACCCUUGUGACUCGUUGCCUACACAUCUUGACAGACAAAGUUCCUCCAUCACCUGAGCUCGUAAAACGAGUUCGCGAUCUCUACCACAAGAGGGUCCCAGAUGUCCGCUUCCUGAUCCCAGUGCUUAAUGGCCUCGAGAAGAAAGAAGUAACCCAGGCACUGCCCAAAUUGAUUAAACUCAAUCCUAUUGUGGUGAAGGAGGUUUUUAACCGGCUCCUGGGGACCACACACGUAGGUGAAGGUGUGUCAGCGGCAAUUUCACCUCUGACUCCAGGUGACCUGCUAAUAGCCCUGCACAACAUUGACUCCACCAAAUGUGACAUGAAGUCCAUAAUUAAAGCGACGAACCUGUGCUUCGCAGAGAGGAAUGUGUACACAUCGGAGGUUCUUGCUGUUGUGAUGCAACAGCUGAUGGAACAGAGCCCACUCCCCAUGUUACUGAUGCGGACAGUCAUUCAGUCGCUGACAAUGUAUCCCCGUCUUGGGGGUUUUGUCAUGAAUAUCCUAUCUCGGCUGAUAAUGAAACAGGUUUGGAAAUACCCCAAAGUCUGGGAAGGCUUCAUUAAGUGCUGCCAGCGAACAAAACCUCAGUCCUUCCAAGUGCUACUGCAACUUCCACCUGCUCAACUCGCCAAUGUUUUCGAGAAGUGCCCGGAGCUUCGUGAGCCACUCUUGACACACGUCCGUUCUUUCACACCGCACCAGCAAAAUCAUAUUCCAAAGUCAAUAAUGACUGUGCUGGAGGCCAACUUGAAGCCAGAUGUGGAGGUCGUGGAGCCAAAGCCAGCGGGUGAGGAGGAAGUGCAACAUCUGACGAUUGCACAUGCCCAAAAGGAUCUGAUCACCAUGCGACUGGCACAGGAGAAAGCUUUGAAGAGAAAAUUGGAGGAAGAGCAGAAACUCAAGCAGCAGCAACUGGCUGCCCAGUUACACCCACUGCAGACCACCCUGGCCCCUCCGAGCCUGACUGCCCUGACCCCUGCCCCUGUAAUUCAGACUGCUCCUGCUCCUCCUCAGAAUCAGAUUACCCCUGCCCCCUCUCCCUCAAUCCAGUCUGUCCCGGCCCCUCCAAACCUGAUAGUCCCGGUUCCCCCAGCCCAGACUACCGCUGCACCUCCGAGCCUGAUUACCCCGGCCCCUCCCAGUUUGAUCGCCCCAACCCCCGCAGUCAAAACCAUCCCAGCUCCUCCUAGCCUGAUCGUCCCAGGCCCUUCUAGCCAGGCAGCCUCCAAGUCCCCCACCCAGGCUGGAUUGGCAGCACCCAGUCAGGCAGUCCCGAGCCAAGUGACUGCAGCCGUAAUGUUGGCACCAAAGGACGAGCCAAUGGAAACCAACAGCAGUGUUUCUGACACAACUGUUAACAGAGAGACUGAGAAUCCGACAAUCAUCAUCGAUGUGAAGGAAGAGGAGGAGGGGCCAAUGCCUUUGGAUGAGACGUCCCAUGGGAUGGUUGUCAUGGAUACUGACUCGGCCCCAAGGGAGCACAAUGGUCAGCAGCCGGUCCUCCACCAAGUGGGACAUCUGGUAGCACGGGACCACGGGGACGUCACGGAGCAGGUGAUCCUCGUCCGGGAUGAGCCAAUGCUGGCAGAGAAGCCGGCGCCCACCAGCGAGCCUGCUAACCCACCAGAGGAACCGAUGGAGCAAGGAACGGAGGGCGGUGCGUCUGAGGAAAAAGUUGAUGAAAACCCAGAGAAGGAGCAGGCCGUAGUCAAUGACACACAGCAACCCAUCACCAAACGCAAAUCUGCUUCGAGGAAAAGCAGCUAAAGAAAUGCGACCAGAGAUUUCAGCCGUUAGUGUUUGUAAAGUUGCCUUGUCCUGGCUGUCUCAUGGAUAGCAUUCAAGUCCUGGCUGAAAGGGAUAAACAGAAACCGUACACUUCAAGGGAAAGUGCAGUCUUACCUGCUGUUUCCUUUUCUCCUUGGCUUCAAUUAAUGCAAGGAUCCAAUUUAAGUUCUCUUUUUUUUUGAAACCUAGGAAGGUCCGACUGACUGUACUGAAGUCAGUCUUUUUAGGGUGUUCGUUGAGGGAGAAUUAUCUUCUGGUCCUGUUCUUGUACGGAUGGUGACCAGAGAUUGUUCACAUCAGCCAGAUGUGUCAACAGUGCAGCCCUUGUCCCCCCCACACACAGACCCCCCCCUCCUGCCUUUUUACUGCUCCUGGGGUAUCACUUCCAGUUAUGGGCUUCAGUCCUUCAGAAAGAACUUUGAACUGCAACCCUUUGACUGCUAACUUCUGUUCCUGGGGACUGUUAUCAAUUUCAUGUUGGAUAACCCUUUGGGCUGAUUCUUGGUGAAUGUCCACUGGAUGUAGAAUGUGAGGCCAUGUCUGAUCCUUGCCGAACUUGAAGUCGGGACUGUGUCUGGAUUGAGCAUGCAUAGCAGCUUCUCCUGCUUUCCUGCUGUUGUACUGCAGCGUCGCUUUGUCCUCUCUGUUCAGCUACUCUCUGGAUCUCAAGAUAUUUGUUGUGCACUCAUAACCAGUUUAGUUCAGACUUGUUUUAGUGUGACCCUAAAAGGCCCAAGAAUGGCCUAGGCUCUUUCCUUUAAAACUGUUGUGAAAAUAUUGUCUGUUUUAUAUUUAAAAAUAAAAAGCUAGAGUAAAUGUGGCUGGCUUGAGUUUAACUUUAUGUUCAAGCUGGGUCUAGCGUGUAGGCUGAUUUUACACCUGAAACUUCAAGAAUGUGAAACAAAUAAAAGAUUGGAGUUGGUUAGAAUUUUAAAA